Molecule: messenger RNA, 2424 nt
Organism: Ectocarpus sp. CCAP 1310/34
Lineage: Eukaryota; Phaeophyceae; Ectocarpales; Ectocarpaceae
Source: the annotation of a GenBank genome assembly
AUGGAAGAGGGUGCGAAGGUAUGGGCCUCUGGCGGCGAGCGGCUGUGGGAGUCCGGGACAGUAAAAAAGAAGACCGCAAUAGGCGACAGCUUCGACAUUGAGGUGGUCCUAGACGUGGGAGGGAAGCAGGUCUACACGGUGUCCGGGCGGGACGAAGACGAUAGCAAGAAUCUCAAGCUCCGGAACGUGGCUGGUCAAUCAUCGGUCAUCGAAGGACACGGCGUGGCUGAUCUUACCUCGCUCACCUACCUGCACGAGCCGGCCAUUUUGUUCUCGCUCAAGGAGAGGUACGGGAGGAACACCAUCUACACCUACACGGGACCGAUCCUGCUCGCGGUCAACCCGUUCAAGGCCGUCGAUCUGUACACCGAUAAGCUCCUCAAGGCGUACAAGGUGGAUGGCGAGCGUAGGUCUUACGACCCGAACUUCGUUGAGACCAAGCCUCCCCACGUCUACGCCAUCGCGGACAAGGCGUACCGCAACAUGACAACACCUGCGACGGAGUACGGCCAGCGCUCGCAGUCUAUCAUGGUCAGCGGGGAGUCCGGCGCGGGCAAGACCGAGACUUGCAAAAUCAUCAUGAAGGAUGGAGGGGCUAUGAAGUACCUGGCCAUUCUCGGCAAUGCCGCCGGUGACGACAACAAGCUGGGCACCAUCGAAAAAAGGGUGCUUAAGUCUAACCCCAUCCUGGAGGCGUUCGGUAACGCCCGCACCGUCCGAAACGACAACUCCAGCCGCUUCGGCAAGUACAUCCAGCUUCUCUUCAGCGACAGGGGCAAGCUCGCCGGGGCCGCCAUCAAGACGUUCUUGCUGGAGAAGAUCCGUGUGGUGAAGCAGUCCAAGCUGGAGCGCAACUACCACAUUUUCUACAUCAUGGCGGCCGGGGCGUCUCCCAAGGACCGCGAGAACUGGGAGCUACAGCCGGCCGGGAGCUACCACUACAUGAACCAGUCGGGCUGCUAUGACCGCCGCGACGGGGUCAAGGACAUCGAUCUCCACGUGGAACUCCAGGAGGCAUUCUCGACCAUGGGGUUCGACAAGGCGGCGCAGAACGACUGCCUCGGAUGCGUGGCGUCUAUCCUCGCCCUCGGCAACCUUGAGUUCGAGGAAAUCCCGGGCGCUCGGGAUGACCAGCAACAGGCGCGUUUGAAAGAGAGCUCCCUUGGGGCCAUGAAGACGGCGGCCCGGCUGCUGGGGGUGUCGGCCGACACCCUCUGCCACUGCCUCACCGCCAGGGAGGUGACCGCGGGCACCACCCAUGUCACCAUCUUCCUAACUCCCGAGCAGUCCGCGCACGCGAGAGACGCCAUGGCCAAGGCCCUCUACGCCGCCACCUUCUCGUGGGUGGUGGCCCACACGAACAAGAGCAUCCAGGGGGACGACGCAUCGGCGGCGGCGGCGGUUGCAGACGGGGUAGGUGGGGCGGCGGUGGCGGCGGCGGGCGUGAACGGCGGGGCGGAGUUCAACACCGACAAGAUGUUUAUCGGGCUGCUGGACAUCUUCGGCUUCGAGGUGUUCGCAGAGAACUUCUACGAGCAGUUCUUGAUCAACUACGCCAACGAGGUGCUGCAGCAGCAGUUCAACGACUUCGUCUUCCGGCAGGAACAGGAGGAGUAUCGCCGCGAGCAGCUGGAGUGGACCUUCAUUCACUUCCCGGACAAUGUGGACUGCAUCACCCUCAUCGAGAAGAAGCCGAACGGCAUCAUCCCUACCCUCGACGAGCAAUGCAUCAUCGGCAGGGCAACGGACGAUCGCUUCGCCCGCGAGCUCUACAAGAAGAGCGAGAACAACAGCAGGUUCUUCGUUUCGCCCAAGAUGCGCGUCGACCACCUCUUCGGCAUCAAGCACUACGCCGGGGACGUGGAGUACGACACUAGGGGCAUCAUCGAGAAGAACAGGGACAACCUGCCACAGGAGGGUGUCGACCUCCUCAUGUCCUCGGAGAUCCCCUUCACCGUGCUCCUCGGCGCGAUAGAGGCCAACAAGAACGAAGCCCCUAAGGAGAGCUCUCCUAAGUCCACGGGGCGCCGCGGAGGAGGGGGCGGCCGGAGCACCAUCGGGGCGAAAUCCCUAGGAACCCAGUUCAAGGAGAACCUGAACAACCUGCUGGGUGUCGUCAACCUGACGCACCCUCACUACGUCAGGUGCAUCAAGCCCAACGACCAGCUGAUCCCCGCAAGGUUCAACUACGUCCGCAUCGCCGAGCAGCUCAGGAACGCCGGCGUCCUCGAGGUCGUCCGCGUGGCGAGGGCCGGGUUUCCGGUCCGCCUCGGCCUGCACGAGUUCGUCGAGCGUUAUGCUCUCCUCGGCGCGCGGGUCGUCGAGGCGGCCUAUCGGAGGGCGGUCCACGACGCGGAGCUGGACCAGGAGCGCUCCGUGUGCAAGGCUCUCAUCAUGGCCAUCCAGGCGGUUCAGUCAGGGUAG